Messenger RNA from Penicillium antarcticum, 1353 nucleotides. Its product is annotated as Zn(II)2Cys6 transcription factor domain-containing protein. Gene Ontology annotation, molecular function: zinc ion binding; DNA-binding transcription factor activity, RNA polymerase II-specific. Gene Ontology annotation, biological process: regulation of DNA-templated transcription. The transcript has 2 exons. The record is from RefSeq and is a predicted model, not a curated record. NCBI's taxonomy places the organism in Eukaryota, Fungi, Ascomycota, Eurotiomycetes, Eurotiales, Aspergillaceae. Bases 1 to 1353 code for a protein of 450 amino acids.
AUGAAUGAAGCAAAACUCCCUAAUUCGCGGCCGCGAAGAAGGGGGUUAGCUCCUCCUCGGAAGAAGACUUGCUCUCAGUGUGAGAGAUCGAAAGUGAGAUGUGAUCUAAAAAAGCCUACUUGCUCACGUUGCAAGACUCGGCAAACAAAUUGUGAAUAUCCGGCUGGGGUGUAUGUGUCAGUUGACACGACAUUCGACAAGACUUUAUCAUCGGAUAUUCCACCCGCGUCAGUAGCUACUGACAUUCAACGCCCUCCUUCCACAUCGACGGGUUCUUCGUCGCAAGUUGCACUGAAGCGCACUGACGACUCUUCUUUGAUUGAAACACAUUCCUUUCACAGCCUCUACAACUCAUCUGACAUUGCCCCGUUUUCAGUCAAGAUGGAGAACCAUAGCGAACUGAUUGAGCUACCGAUCGCCCCACCAGCUGAUUGGAACAAGCCAGACUUGGAUUUCGAGAACCAAGAUCUCAUCCCAAUGCCCACUGCCGAUGAUAUUGCGACACGCUGGACACGUCCUUACCUGACCAUGUCAACUGAGUCAGCCCCAAAGGAUCUCAUGCCCUUUACCAUCGACUCUAUCAAGCGCCAUCUCAAAUUCACGAUUUCGAAGCUCAAUUCCUACGUCGCCCCUCACUACAUUCAUUAUGGACAGUUAUCGAGCGGUAUCAAAGAACCAUUGGUCAAGUGCUUCCGCCUUGUUCGCCUCCUUAACCACGCCAAAGAGGACGUCCACGCUAUUCAGCGCGAAAUCCACCAAGAGAUGAAGAAUAUCUACGAUCAGGGACCACAGCCAGGUGAAAUGGAUCGCCUGUGUACUUUCCAGGUGUAUCUCACCUACAUGAUUGCACUUUAUCUCUCCCCUUUCGAUAUCUACGCCAUGUCCCAGCACGAAGAAGGUGAAUUCGAAUCCCAUGUCAGACUCCAGGAGAUAGCUUGUAUCUGUGCCCGGACUGGAAUCACAUCGGAGGCCGAGGAGUCCAACACCCGACCUACCUGGGAAUCUUGGAUCCUGACCUCUGCCAAGCGCCGGACUCUUUUCACAAUGUAUCUCUUCACCAACAUCUACAACUGGAAAAAGGGAAUCCCGAACUACGUGGCGGAAGAACUGCGCGGCGCUUUUGUCCCAGAUGGUACUGCCCUAUGGCGACGACACGAUCGCACAGCCUGGGAACAGGAAUAUAAUGCUCAUUUGCUUCGCUGGUCAGAUGGAAAACUUGCGAUUUCAGAACUUUGGCGUGAUGCCGAGACCGGCUCGGCGACUCGACGGGACAGAGUCGACCGGUGGUUGGAGAAAGCCGACGAGUUUGGUCGGGAACUCUUUUCAAUUUGCGCCCAGAUUCAUGGGUACUAG